Molecule: messenger RNA, 13336 nt
Organism: Hippocampus zosterae (dwarf seahorse)
Lineage: Eukaryota; Metazoa; Chordata; Actinopteri; Syngnathiformes; Syngnathidae
Gene: dync2h1
Product: cytoplasmic dynein 2 heavy chain 1
Exons: 96
Coding region: 281-13237 (4318 amino acids)
Biological process (GO): microtubule-based movement
Cellular component (GO): dynein complex
Molecular function (GO): dynein intermediate chain binding; dynein light intermediate chain binding; ATP binding
Source: RefSeq, a predicted model, not a curated record
GAUUUCGGUGUUUCGUAGCAACCACGCAAGUGUUAUCUUGGAGAAGCACGGGAGCGAACUGCAACAGUUUGCGCUGCUUCACGUCACGGAUUCAGAUUUAUUUGUGGAGGAAGAGAAGUAGUAUGUGGCUUAGGGCUAUUGAAGUGUUGUUUGUCUCCAUGAACCAACGCCAUCGCUAAUCUGCUGACGAGAGGAGGAUCCUUUUACUGAGGCAGUGUGCUAACCACAGCUAGCUUCUUAAGUCACGACAGGGCUGGACUAAAACACCGUUAACAUUCUAAUGGAGAUGACCCAGCAACCAAUCGAUGGGCGUAAAAAGUUUAUCCUUACCACUACGGGAAACUUCUAUGAACUAAAGCCGCCAUCCCUUCUGAAUGACAGUCCAGAACUCAACAACUUCUUGGAUGAUGGGAACCAAUUUGUCUUGUCCAUCACCAGACAUGAAAGUGAUCUUCACCUGUCAAAUAAGAUCGAAGCAUUGGAAGCCGGCCAAGAGAAAGUGUUGGUGUUCUUCAAGCUCUACCCCACAGUGAUCACAGUGGAGAACCUCCACCAGAGCAUCCUCGUAUCAUCCAUGCUGGACUCCCCUAUUAACACUCUAUACCAGGCUGUGAGACGAGUCUUUGCACCUGUGCUGCUGAAAGAUGAACACUGGCGUUCGGUGUUUGAUCCCAAGCUUGCGAGUUUACUCAGUGAGUUGGAGCUGGGUCUGGGCUCAGUGGUCCGCCAGUCAGGAGCACAACUGUCUGACUUGAAAAGAGGACACUCGGAAGAAGAUGUUUUGGGUAUUCUUACACCCAAUGAUGAGUUCCUGUACUGGGCGGACGUGUCGGAGUCUGCAAAGAAGACCAAUGUGAAAGAAAGGGCUGCAUAUUUCACCGAACAAUUUAACCUUAUAGAGAAGGAGUAUUGUGGUCUUGAUGGCCUGUCUUUGUCCGAUGUUCUGGAUCUAGUGGAGCAGAGUAGAGACACACUCGAUGGUGUCUGGCGGCAGCUUGAUUACGAACCUUACCCAGAAACACGCAUGGUCCGACUGAUGGACGUUAUUGGUGGAGCCCUCGGACGAUACGUCCAGAAGAAGCUCAGUGAUCUAAAGAUUUUUGAGCAGCCAUUCGUGUCUGUGAGGGAGAGCUGGAAAACGGGGCUCGCUAUCUGUGAGCAGUGGGUUGCAGCUUGUGAACAUCUAACUGGACAGGUCUGGAAGAGACAUGCUCCUCAUCCCUGGAAGGGAAACAAACACUGCCCGCAAAUGCUACAUUGCCUUGGCAAACGAUUGGAUGAGGUGGUGUCUUUGCGGAUUUUCCAUGAAAAGCUGCUGCGUUUGCUACCGGCAGGAAAGCAGCAGGCUCUGACUUCAGAUUGUGUGUUUGAACCCUUCUCUGGUCUUAAUCCUCUCCAGUACAACCCCUAUACUGAGCCCCUUUGGAGGGCAGCAGUGGCCCAGUUUGAGCGCAUCAUGGCUCCUUCAGAGCGCGAGGUGGCUGUCAGACUAAAGAGCUACAUAGCUGAUGUACAAGACAACCCACAACAGCUGUUGCAGGUGUUUCAAAAACACAAGGAGUUAAUCAGGCGGCCGACCAUCAGAAAAGAGCUGCAGUCUGAGAGAGACACUCUAUUAGCAAGACUUCUUGACUACAACAAGGGGUUGAAGACAGACUUUGAGAGUCGCUGCCAUGGAACUCCAGGAGAGAAGGCUGGCCCACUCAUGGGGAGAAACCUCUCUGAUGUGGUCAAUAGAAUUAUCUGGGUCCAACACAUCAUACACAAGGUGGAGGACUGUGUCCGCAUCGCCGAGGCUCUGCUGUCAGAUCUGUCAGGGUUCAAAGGGUUUGUGCAUUUCUGUGAUGACUCGCUGGAGGUUUUGAGAGCUUAUGAACAGGAACUGUUUGAAGACUGGUCCAGAGAUUUAUUGUCUAGUCUGGCUGAUUCCAAGUCAGGACUCAGUCUCCAGGCAAGUGAUAGAGUGAUGGAACUGGAUCAUGCAGAUGGCAGGCUGAAGAUCCAUUACUCUGACAGAUUGGUCAGUCUGCUCAGGGAGGUCAGACAGCUCGCUGCUCUGGGCUUUGCUAUUCCCGCCAAGAUCCAACUGGCCGCCAAUACUGCAGACAAGUUCCAUCGGCAGGCCAUUGUCCUCAAACAGGUGGCAAACUUCUACAACACCAUUGACCAGCAAAUGAUCCCUUCUCAGAGACCAAUGAUGCUUACGCUUGCUUUGGCUUUUGAGCAAGUUAUCAAGAAUCCUCGGUCUCAGUCAAAAGAAUCCGGCAGUAAACUCCACAUCACUUGGAACAAUCCCAAAGAGCUGGAAGUUUACAUCUCUAAAUUGCAGUCUGCCACUGAGAAACUCUCCACUGAGAACAGAAAGCUGCGCAAAUGGCACACGGAUUUCACAGACAAGGUUGGACCGUACCGUUAUGCUUGUAUCACCUGGGUGGUGACAUUGAUGAAUAUUGACUUACUUAGACAUCAACAGCGGUGGAAAGAAGGCCUCCAGGAGCUACGCACUGGUUUUGCCACUCUGGAGGCCCAGGGCUUUAGGUCUGACGACAUGCAGGCAUGGCGGCAGCACUGGAAUCAUCAGCUAUACAAGGCACUUGAACACCAGUAUCAGACCGGAUUGGAAGCUCUGAACAAGAACCUACCCGAAAUACAUAUUGACCUUACUUUCAAGCAGGGCCGGUUGCAGUUCCAACCGCCAUUUGAGGAGAUACGAGCACGCUAUUACAGGGAGAUGAAGAGGUUCAUCUCAAUCCCGAACCAAUUCAAAGGAGUUAGUGCACCGGGUGAUCCGGUUAUCUUUGGUGCUAUGAUUGAGAGGAAUGCUUUUGGGUUCCUCACCAUCUUCAACAAGGCAGAGGACCUCUUUAGCCGACUGCAGGCUAUUCUACACAAGUAUAAGGAGUGGGUGGUACUAGGUCAGGUAGAUUUGGAGAAGUUAGUGGAGAAACAUCUGACCUCUGUACAAGAUUGGGAAAGAAAUUUCAAGGCUCUGAAAGCCAGAGGAAAAGAAUCAGAACGCCUGCCCAGCCAGGAGAAAGUUGACUGUGUCACAGUGAACUGCGAGCCACUGAAAGCAGCCAUCGAUCGGCUGAUCCAGAGGCUCUUUGACUUGCUGCUUCUGUCUCUUCGGAAGUCGAUACAAGGUCACACACAGGCCAUAAACAGUUUUGUGUCAGAGUCAAUGGAGACUUUGUCUACACGACCAGAAAAUAUUGAAGCGAUUAGUACUGCCAGCAGCAAAUAUACCCAGAUAGUGGCCAACAAACCUGAGAUCCUGCCUCAGUUCAAGUCAGCAGAGGAGAAGAACCGUUUGCUGCGAGCAGUAUCGGGGGCGGGGCUUGACUCCCUCUCCUCCCUGAGGGCCAAAUGGGACAAACUGGAGCUUGUCAUGGAGAGCCAUCAGCUUAUGAUCAAAGAUCAGGUGGAAGUGAUGCGAAGUCACACCACAGAUCGUAUCAAUGCCUACAGGGCAGAUCUGGAGAGGUUCAAGGCCCGCUGGGACCAGCUGAAACCCAAAGAAGAGCCGCUUGAAUCUGGUGAUCAUGAAACCCUACUUGCCAGUCUUCAAACCAUCAGAGAUAAGCAGCAAGAGUUCCAGGAGUUAGAAUUAAUGCGCAAUAAGCUAAUUGAGGACUGUGUGUAUUUCGACCUGGAGGUUUCAACUUUCCCUCUUGCUGAAGAGACAAAACAAGACAUGGAGGAGUACAGUCAGAUGUGGGGUCUGUAUGAGGAGUGGCACCAAGGCUUUACGGAAAAGGCUCAGGAGGACUGGAUCUCCUUCAGGAGUAAGAUCUAUCAGUUUGAGGAGUUUCUAUUCACAUGGCAGGACAAACUUCGGAAGCUGGAACAGCCUACAGCCAUUUCUGUUAAACUGCAAGAAGAAGUGGACAAAUAUAAGAAUAUUGUUCCAGUACUGAAGUAUGUGCGUGGGGAACACCUGUCUCAAGACCAUUGGUUGGACAUGUUCCGUUUACUUGGUCUUCCACGGGGGAUGACUUUAGAAAAACUCACCUUUAAUGACCUCCUGGGAGUGGCAGAUAACAUUAUUACAAAGGCCAUGGAGCUUAAGGACCUCAACAGCCGCGCCCAGGCAGAGGUGACAAUCAGAGAAGGACUGAGAGAGUUGGAUUUGUGGGGAGCAGCAGCUACCUUUAACCUCACAGAGUACACUGGUAGCAGGGGCUGCACUCUAAACAUCAUCAAAGACUGGAAAGAUAUAGUCAGCCAGGUGGGAGAUAACCGCUGUUUACUGCAGUCUCUGAAAGACUCACCCUACUACCGCAACUUCCAGGACAAGGUCAGCUUGUGGGAGGUACGUCUGUCAGACUUGGAUGAAUACCUACUAAGUCUAAAUGCCAUCCAGAGAAGAUGGGUUUAUUUGGAGCCUAUCUUUGGACGGGGAGCAUUACCGCGAGAAGAGGCCCGCUUCAAACGAGUUGAUGAAGACUUCAGGUCUAUCAUGUCUGACAUCCAGAGGGACAACAGAGUAAUUUCUCUGAGCUCAAGGGCUGGCAUCAGAAACUCCCUGGUGACCAUAAUGGACCAGCUCCAGCGCUGCCAAAAAUCACUCAAUGAAUUCCUGGAGGAGAAGCGCUCAGCCUUCCCAAGGUUUUAUUUUAUAGGAGAUGAUGAUCUUUUAGAGAUUCUUGGUCAGGCCACCAACCCAACGGUUAUCCAGUCACACCUCAAGAAACUGUUUGCAGGCAUCCAUAGUGUUGUGUUUGAUGAGCAGUGCCAGAAUAUCGUGGCCAUGUGUUCCUUGGAUGGAGAGGUGGUACCUCUUAGGAAUACUGUCCACAUCACCAGCCUUGUGGAGGUGUGGUUGAAUGAACUUUCGAAGGAAAUGAAAGGGACUUUGAAGAAAAUGCUGCAUGAAUGUGUCACUGCAGGGAAAAAAGGGGAUGUUGACCCCUCACGUUAUCCGUCACAAAUUUUGUGUCUUGCAGAGCAAAUCCAGUUUACUGAAGAUGUAGAGGCAGCACUCAAGGAACACAAUCUAGAGCAGCUAGAGUUGGAACUCAGUGCCAAGCUAGAACACUACACCACAGUUGAUUCCAGCUCCGAUGAACAGACAAAUACAGACACUGGUAUUCUGCAGCUGAAGCUGAAGGCCUUGAUUCUGGACAUUAUCCACAACAUCAGUGUGGUGAAGCAGCUGAAGCAAGCAGGAGUCAGCAACCUUGAUGCGUGGGACUGGCAAAAGCAACUUCGCUUCUACAUGGGACCUGACAAAUGCUGCUACAUUAAUAUGGUGGAUGCACAGUUUAGCUACACCUAUGAAUACCAGGGGAAUGCGGCAAAGCUGGUCCACACUCCGCUGACUGAUAAAUGCUACCUGACUCUGACUCAGGCCAUGAAGAUGGGGCUUGGGGGGAAUCCCUAUGGGCCGGCUGGAACAGGCAAGACUGAAUCGGUCAAAGCCCUGGGUGGGCUGUUUGGACGCCAAGUGCUGGUGUUCAAUUGUGAUGAGGGUAUUGAUGUGAAAUCAAUGGGCCGCAUUUUUGUGGGCUUGGUGAAGUGUGGCGCAUGGGGCUGCUUUGACGAGUUCAAUCGUUUGGAGGAGGCAGUGCUAUCUGCAGUUUCUAUGCAGAUUCAAGCCAUUCAAGACUCCCUUAAACAUCACAAACACACAUGCGAACUGAUGGGGAGGGAGGUUGAAUUAGACCCAAACUCUGGAGUGUUCAUCACAUUGAACCCAGCAGGGAAAGGUUAUGGAGGGCGACAGAAACUCCCAGACAAUCUAAAGCAGCUGUUCAGGCCCGUGGCCAUGAGCCGGCCUGACAAUGAGCUGAUUGCUGAAGUAAUUUUGUACUCCGAGGGCUUCAAAAAUGGAGAAAUACUGGGUCGCAAACUGGUUGCAAUCUUUAACCUGGCCAGGGAGCUGUUGACCCCGCAACAACACUACGACUGGGGUUUGCGUGCUUUGAAAACAGUGCUGAAGGCCUGUGGUAGUUUGCUGCAGCAACAGAGGAAGAGUCAUGACAAGGACAAAAUUCAAGAAAGCAAUCUGGUGGUCCAGGCCUUGCGACUUAACACCAUGUCCAAAUUGACGUUUGCCGAUAGCUUGCGAUUUGACGCUUUGCUCAGAGAUGUUUUCUCCGGGGUCAGUUUCAUUGAUGUUGAAGACCUGAUCCUUACUGAGGCUCUGGAACAGGUGUACAAAGAGACUCGACUGGAGCCCAUACCCACUCAGCUCAAAAAGGUCUUGGAACUGAAUGAGCAGCUGAGACAGCGCAUGGGUGUUGUGAUCGUAGGGCCAAGUGGAGCGGGCAAGUCUACUCUGUGGAGGAUGCUUCGGGCUGCCCUCAAUAAGACAGGCAAAGUGGUAAAGCUGUACACAAUGAACCCUAAGGCAAUGCCAAAACAGCAACUUCUGGGACAUAUUGACAUGGACACCAGAGAGUGGGCUGAUGGCGUCCUGACACAUAGCGCCAGAAAUGUGGUUAAAGAAUCCCAGGAUGUAAGCUCCUGGAUUGUAUGCGAUGGUGACAUUGAUCCAGAGUGGAUUGAGAGUUUGAACUCUGUGCUCGAUGAUAAUCGUCUUUUAACAAUGCCAAGUGGAGAACGCAUUCAAUUCGGACCCAAUGUCAACUUCCUGUUUGAGACUCAUGACCUGAGCUGUGCCUCCCCUGCAACAAUAUCUCGCAUGGGCAUGAUUUUUCUCAGUGAUGAGGACGUUGAUGUGGGCGCCUUGGUGAAAUCGUGGUUGUGGAAUCAACCCGAGCAGUGUUGCUCUAAUUUAGAGAACUGGCUCGGGGAUUUCUUCCAACGAGCUCUCGAUUGGGUCCUCAAACAGAAUGACUUUGUGGUGGAGACCAAUCUGGUGGGCACAGUGCUCAAUGGCCUGUCACAUCUCAAUGCUGUGAACGUGCGUGGUCAGUUCAUCAUUGGUCUUCUCAGAGGCUUCGGAGGAAACCUCAAUCUCAAAACAAGACAAGAGUUUGCCAAAGAGUUGCUGAACUGGGCCAGUGAAACCCCUCCAAAUAUCAGAAAGCCACUUGAUACCUACUAUGACCCUGACAGCGGCCAUCUUGCAGCUUAUAUGUUGCAGCGGCCUGACAGUCUCAAGCUGGAGCAGCUUUCUAAUUCAAAUUCACUGCCUGUUAUUGAGACACCAGAUAUGCAGAGGGCCCUUCAUUGCUUCUCUCCCUGGCUUACUGCUCAACACAGGCAACCCUUCAUGGUGGUAGGGCCAGAGGGCUGCGGGAAGGGAAUGCUCCUGCGCUUUGCCUUUUCCCGGCUACGCUCCACCCAAGUGGCGGUGGUCCACUGUAGCGCCCAGACCUCAUCUCGCCACGUCCUCCAAAAGCUGAAUCAGACCUGCCUAUUGCUCAGUUCCAACACUGGUCGAGUCUUCAGACCUAAGGACUGUGAGAACUUGAUUCUUUACCUAAAAGACAUCAACCUACCCAAACCUGACAAAUGGGGGACAAGCAACCUCACAGCCUUCCUGCAACAGGUGUUGACAUAUAAAGGGUUCUAUGAUGAAAAUCUGGAGUGGGUUAGCCUGGAAAACGUUCAGGUGGUGGCCUCAAUGUCAACAGGUAGUGCUGUUGGGACCCAUGUACUAAAUUCCCGCUUUUCAUCGAUAGUUCGCAUCUGCACCAUUGACUAUCCAGACCGAGAGCAGCUGCAGACUAUCUGCUCGGCGUACCUGCAGCCAAUUCUCCAACACAGCCUGGGUAGCCAAGCAUCCUGGGCCAGCACAGGGAAAACACACCAGCUGGCUGGUUCGCUGGUGCAGCUCUAUGAACAGGUGAAAGCCAAGUUUACAGUGGAUGACCAUAGUCAUUACGUUUUCACCCCACGUAUCCUGACAGAAUGGGUCCUUAGCUUGUUACGAUACGACCUCACAGCAGCUCAAUCAGAUGUGACCGACAGCGUGCUGGUGGUGGUCGCACACGAGGCAAAAAGGCUUUUCAGAGACCGGCUAGUUUCUUCCAAAGAUCUCUCUACCUUUGAUAACAUCCUCUCCUCCAUCAUCCGCGGGGACUGGAGCUCUGAUGCUCUUGAAAACAUGACUGAUGGCUUUUACGUAACGUGGGGAGUCUCUGAGGGGGUUGUAAUGACUCCAGGCCAGUCUCUGCCUCCUCAUGGUAAACAACUGGGACGUCUGCAGUCUUCUGACCUCAAGCAAGUCAUUCAGAAGGGACUAGUGCUGUACAGCCGUGAUAACAGAGAGCUGGAUCUCCUCCUUUUCUGGGAAGUGUGCGACUUUGUGUCCAGGCUCGAUCGAGUGCUGAGCCGGCCCGGUGGCUCUCUCCUCCUGGCGGGUCGGAGUGGGGUCGGGCGGCACACAGCCACAUUCCUGGUCUCACACAUGCAUGGAUACUUCCUGUUUACACCAAAGAUCUCUCGUGGUUAUUCCCUGAAGCAUUUUAAGAAUGAUCUCAAGACGGUGAUGCAGUUGGCUGGACUAGAAGGGCAGCAGGUUGUUUUCCUGUUGGAGGACUAUCAGUUUGUCCACUCUGCUUUCUUGGAGAUGGUCAACAGCCUGCUCUCAUCUGGUGAGGUUCCUGGACUGUACACCCCAGAAGAGCUGGAGCCUCUUCUCUCUUCUCUCAAAGAUUCAGCUUCCCAGGAUGGAUUUACUGGACCCCUAUACAACUACUUCUCCUUCAGAAUCCAGCAGAAUCUUCACAUCGUUCUAAUCAUGGACUGUUCAAACCCCAACUUCACCAUCAGCUGUGAGAGCAAUCCGGCUUUUUACCGCAAGUGUUCUGUCCAGUGGAUGGAAGGAUGGUCUGAAAGCAGCAUGAAGAAGAUACCUGAGCUGUUACUUGCAAAGGCAAACGGUAAAGAUAAGAAGGAGAGUGAAAAGAAGGCACAGAAAGAACCUGGACAGGAAGAUGUGAGGCGUCUGUUCCUCAUGGUCCAUGAGUCAUGUCAAGAACAUGGUGCAACACCCAGCCAGUAUAUGGCCUUUCUACACCUUUACAAUGCAAUUUAUAGCAGGAAGAAGAUGCAGCUCACAACCAGACAACAGCAUCUGCAGGCCGGUGUGUCUAAGCUUAAUGAAGCCAAGGCACUGGUUGAUGAGUUGAAGAGGCGGGCUGCAGAGCAAAGUGUGCUGCUGAGGACAAAACAACAGGAGGCCGAUUCUGCCUUGCAGGAAAUCACCACAUCCAUGCAGAAUGCAAGUGACCAGAAGGCAGAGAUGGAAAAGAUUCAAGCAAGAAUGGCUCAAGAAGUGUCCAAAAUAGAAGAGCGGAAAGGCAACAUUGAGGAUGAAUUGAAGGAAGUAAAGCCUUUGGUGGAUGAGGCAAAGCAAGCAGUAGGAAACAUCAAGCCUGAAGCUCUGUCUGAGAUCCGCUCUCUCCGCAUGCCACCUGAUGUCAUCAGGGACAUCCUGGAGGGGGUCCUAAGACUGAUGGGCACCUUCGAUACCUCCUGGGUCAGCAUGAAGAGUUUCCUAGCAAAGCGCGGCGUGAGGGAGGACAUAGUUACAUUUGAGGCCAGGAACAUCACCCCGGAGAUUCGCCAGAGUGUGGAAGAGCUACUUUACAGGAAUAAGGCUUCCUUCGACCCCAAGAAUGCAAAACGUGCAAGUGCAGCAGCUGCCCCUCUGGCUGCCUGGGUUAAAGCCAAUGUUCAGUAUUCCCUUGUACUACAGAGGAUAGAGCCUCUCGAGCGAGAGCAGGCUGGACUAAUGGACAACCUGAGGAAAACGGAAAGUCGAAGGAAUAAGCUUGAGGGCCUGCUCAACUCUGUUGGAGACAAGGUUAAUGAACUCAAAGAGAAGUUUCAGUGUCACACUGCAGAAGCAGCUAAGCUGGAGGCUGAGGUGACAAAAGCUCAGGACACAAUCAAUGCUGCCCAACAACUGAUUUCCCAACUGGACGGAGAACACAAGCGUUGGAACACCCAGAUGUCAGAGAUAAAGAAUGAGUUAGAUACACUCCCUGUGAGGGCAAUGCUUGCUGCAGCCUUCAUCACAUAUUUGUCCGCGGCUCCUGAAGAUCGUCGUAGACAUUGUCUAGAAACCUGGAUGGCUGAAUCUGGACUGCAAAAGUUUGACUUCAGGUCAUUCCUGUCAUUGGAGAGUGAACAGUUGAUCUGGAAGAGUCAAGGGCUGCCGUCUGAUGACCUCUCCAUGGAGAACGCCAUUGUCAUUCUACAGAUCAAUGAACUUAAGUUACGGAGUGUUGCAUGUCCUUUUCUCAUUGAUCCUUCCUCCCGAGCCACAGAAUGGCUCUGCACACAUCUCAAACAAAACCGACUUGAGGUGAUCAACCAACAGGACAGUAACUUCAUGACAGCACUGGAGCUGGCAGUCAGAUUUGGAAAAACUCUCAUCAUUCAAGAAAUGGAUGGAGUGGAACCUGUACUCUAUCCACUAUUGAGGAGAGACCUCAUCGCACAAGGCCCAAGAUACGUUGUACAGAUUGGAGACAAGGUUAUUGAUUACAAUGAGGACUUCCGACUCUUCCUGGCAACACGUAAUCCUGCUCCUUUCAUCCCCCCUGAUGCUGUUUCCGUGGUUACGGAGGUCAACUUUACCACCACAAGAGCAGGCCUGCAAGGACAGCUUCUGGCCUUGACCAUACAACAUGAGAAACCUGAAUUGGAGACAGAAAAAACAAGACUGCUUCAACAAGAGGAAGACAAGAAGAUACAGCUUUCACUAUUAGAAGAGUCACUGUUGGAGACCCUGGCUACAUCGAAGGGGAAUAUUUUGGAGAACCGGGACCUGAUAGACAGUCUGAACCAGGCCAAAGCAAGCAGUGCCCUCAUCCAGGAGUCGCUACUGGAAUCACACCGUUUGCAAGCAUCUCUGGACCAGGAACGGGAUGCCUACUUGCCUCUCGCAGAGAGUGCCAGCAAGAUGUAUUUUGUCAUCACAGACCUGUCAAAGAUCGACAACAUGUACCGCUUCAGUCUUGCUUCAUUUCUACGCAUCUUCCAAAGGGCUCUUCAGGCCAAGAAGGAAGUGGCGCACACUGAAGCAAGGAUCACUGCUUUGGAAGCAAGCUUGAAGAAUAUGGUGUAUGAUUAUGUCUGUCGCUCACUUUUCAAGGCUGACCAGUUAAUGUUUGCAAUUCACUUUACCAAGGGCAUAUACCCUGAACUCUUCCAGGAAAAUGAAUGGGAGGUCUUCAUCGGCUCCAUUGUGGGGGAAAUGUUCAAACAAGAGGAGUUCCCAUCUUGGAUUGACCAGGAGAGGCACAGAUCAGUAGCAGUUUACAAGGCUACAUUCACAGCCCUCUAUCAGUCCUUGUGUUUGAGUGACUCAGACCUUUGGCUGUCCUUCGCACGGAGCUCACACUGCGAACAAGAAAUUCCAUCUUCCAUUGCCAAGAAAAUGACUCCCUUCCAGCAGCUGUUAUUGGUUCAGGCAGUUAGACCAGAUCGACUGCAGAGUGCCAUGACAGCAUUUGCCUCACAGGCAUUGGGUAUGAAGGAGCUCUCUCCUCCUCCGCUGAACCUGCGGCGUCUAUAUGCUGAAACAUUAGAAUGGGAACCAGUGCUGAUCAUCACUUCGGCGGGGGCCGACCCCUCCCAGGAGCUCGUAGAACUUGCCACAAACACUGUGGGUCGGGACCAGUACCAUGAGAUCUCAAUGGGUCAGGGACAGGCUGACGUGGCCUUGGCCAAACUCAGAGAAUGCUCCCGAAAUGGAGAGUGGCUUUGCUUGAAAAACCUUCAUCUUGUCACAGCAUGGUUACCUCUCCUAGAAAAAGAGCUAAAUAUGCUCCGUUCCAAAGAAGGCUUCCGUCUCUGGUUGACAUCAGAUGUUCAUCCCAGAUUUCCUCCCAUCCUGCUGCAAUCCAGCCUCAAGAUCACUUAUGAGGAUCCUCCUGGAUUGAAGAGGAACUUGUUGAGGACCUAUGAAUCCUGGACACCUGAACAGAUCAGUAAAGGGGGGAUAUUGGCCCGGUCCCAGUCUCUCUUCUGUCUAGCCUGGUUCCAUGCUGUCUGCCAAGAGAGACGUAACUACAUACCUCAGGGAUGGACUAAGUUCUACGAGUUUUCCUUAUCAGACCUGCGGGCUGGCUUUGAAGUCAUCGACAGGCUUUUUGAAAGCGGUAAACCUUUUCAGUGGGAGUUUGUCCAUGGCCUGUUGGAGAGUGCCAUUUACGGCGGACGCAUCGACAACCCGUCUGACCUCCGCAUCUUGCGCUCUUACCUGGAGCAGUUCUUCUCCGCACGAGUCUUCUCCUCCCUCUCAGCCGGACAGGGAAAGAGCAAAGCAGCGCGCUUUCUUCCAUCACAGAUUAGCCUUCCAAGCUCCUGCUCCAUCUCAGACUACCGUGGGGUCGUGGAGAAUCUCCCAGAGGAUGACAAGCCUGCAUUCUUUGGUCUGCCUGCUAACAUAGAAAGAGCCUCGCAGAGAAUUAUCAGCUCCCAGGUGAUUUCCCAACUUCGUGUCAUGAGCUGCUCAGUUGCAACAGGGUCAAAAUUCGACAGGGAGCUGUGGUCUCAUGGACUCUCACCUAUCCUCAACUUGUGGAAGAAACUCAACAAGGGUUCUGCUCUGAUCCAGCAAAAGGUCACACCGCCGACAGAUCAACACGAGUCCCCAGUACUGUCAUUCGUUGUUCUGGAACAGUUUAAUGCCGUUCGCUUGGUUCAGAGUAUCCACCAGUCCCUCGCUGCCUUGAGUAAGGUGAUUAGAGGGACUGAGCUUCUAACUCCCAAGGUCCAAAAACUGGCAACUGCUUUGCUCAAUCAGGAGUGUCCUCUGCAAUGGCAAAAUAUGUGGGAGGGACCUGAAGAGCCAAUGCAAUAUCUGGGCGCUAUAGUAGUGCGUGCGCUUGCCUUACAGGGCUGGGUGGAACGUGCUGGCAAUCAAACUCUUCUGUCGGGCACCUUGGAUCUGUCCGAGCUCUUCCACCCCGAUACCUUCCUCAAUGCUCUGAGGCAGGAGACUGCCAGAUCUUUAGGUUGUUCAAUGGACAGUUUGGUGUUUGCGUCAUCAUGGAAGAGUCCCAUUGUUGGAGCCAAACUUCAAGUUCAGGUGGGAGGUCUCCAGCUGGAGGGUUGUAGUUUCGAUGGUGUCCAUCUUUGUGAAAACCAGCAUGACUCUCCCAGUGUGUCAGCAGUGCCACUCUGCUACAUGGCCUGGGUUCCUCAGAAUUCUUCCGCUGACCACGCUGUUUCUGAAGAGAGCAUCUGGUUGCCUCUGUAUUGCGGCUCCGAGAGGGUGAAGGUGGUCACGCACAUCAGUGUGCCCUGCAGAAGCAACCCUAACCAGUGGAUACAGACUGGUGCCGCCCUCUUCCUUAAACAACGAUGAUAGGACAUCAUGAGCAGAUUUUGUAGCGUGUAUUUUCUAGUUAUAUUUAUUUUUAAAAAAUAAAGCUUUAAUGCCAUCUAGUGAGGUGGUUGUUGUCAA